CGCGAUCUUCCACCGCAUUUGGUAGGGGAGAAGAUACUCACGAGGGUUCCGAUAACAUCUCUGGGAGCAGUCCGGUCCACUUGCAAAUUAUGGAACGCUUUAACCAAAGAUUGGAUUUUGGGUAAAGCGUCAGCGGCAAGGCAGAAUUAUUUAGGGUUCAUGACGAUGGAUUCAAAGGUUUGUUCAAUUAGAUCCCAUCUCUGCCGCAGCAAUGACAAGGAAGAGGAAGACUUGGUUGGUAUAUCUAUAAAGCAGAUAGAUUGGCUUAAACAUGUGGAGAUGUCUAAAGUGUAUCACUGCAACGGGUUAUUGUUAUGCGUCACCAAGGACCACUCGAGGCUCGUGGUUUGGAACCCUUAUUUGUUGCAACAAUGGUGGAUCAGCCCCAGAACAGAUUUCCACAGGCUAGACAGCUAUGCUCUCGGAUACGACAUGAACCGUAACCACAAAAUCUUGCGGUUUUUGGAUUGUUUCGAGAAAGGCGUUUGCAUGUACGAAAUUUACGACUUUAGUUCAUGGAGGGUUCUCGAGGUCACUCCCGACUGGGAGAUAGAUCCUUUUCAAGGCGGUGUUUCUGUGAAGGGAAAUACCUACUUUUAUGCUCAUGAGUCAACACUAGCACCAGGCUUCUCUGGUGGAUACAUGGAAAAUGGAGAUUUUGUGGUAGAUGACUAUGAGGUUGAAGAUUUCUUGCUCUGUUUUGAUUUUACAAGAGAGAUAUUUGGUCCCCGUCUGCCUCUUCCGUUUCACUCUUGGAGUUUAGAGGACACUGUGACCCUCUCAUGUGUUAGAGAAGAGCAGCUCGCUGUGCUAUAUCAGGAGGAUGAGGAUUCUGGUAUUCCAUGUAACAUAGUUCAUAUUUGGGUUACAACUAGCAUUGAGCCCAACUCUGUGUCCUGGAGCAAGUUUUUGACUGUGGAAAUGAGACCAUUUGCCCGCACUGGUGUUCGCUUUGACCAUUAUACGGGUGGGACCUUCUUCAUUGACGAGGAACAGAAAGUCGCUGUGGUGUUCGACAUAGACGGAUACCUACCCAGGGGUCCCAAGACAGUUCGUUACCAUACUGCUUUUAUCAUUGGAGAAGAUGGAUACUUUAAAUCUGUGAGUCUUGGAGUAGCUCCCAAAAACCCUUAUGAACCUCCUUGUUCCGGGUAUGUCCCAGAGCUUUAUCUUCCCCCACUUGUGUGUUCUUCUUCUUAUCUUCCAAGUUUAGUGCAUCUCAACCAACAGCACAAAAGGAAAGAAAGAGAUGCUUAG
This is a messenger RNA of Camelina sativa (false flax), 1257 nucleotides long. The record is from RefSeq and is a predicted model, not a curated record. NCBI's taxonomy places the organism in Eukaryota, Viridiplantae, Streptophyta, Magnoliopsida, Brassicales, Brassicaceae.